AUGCGGCCCAUGCGCUGCGUGCGGGCGGUGCUUUGGCCGCGCCUCCCGCGCCCGGCGCUUCGGAGCUUCGGGGUGCAGCGCCCGGGGCAGCAUGGCGACAAGGCGCGCGCCGGAGCGAGCUGCAAAACGCGGGGGGAAGCCACCGACGCCGAAGCGCCCGAGGUGCACAACAUCGGCGCGGGGCCGGGGGCGCAGGACAUGGACCUGGCGGCCUGGUCCAAGCUGAAGAACUCCGAGGCCCAGAGCGGAAAGCGGGUGGGCAUGGCCAUCUCGGACUCCCUGAGCCACGUUUGGCAGCAGCCGGACGCCGCGAAGGCCGCGAUCAGCUUUGAGCAGCUGCCGGGUGUCAGUCCAGGCGUGACGGCGGUGCUGGCGCGGAAGGUCUUGUCGGAGGAGGAGUGCCGGGCGCUGAUCGCUGCCUUCCCCACCGAGGGCCAAGGGUACAUGGCGGGGGACCGGGUGGCGGAGCUGUACCGCGACCGAAAGGUGAAGAGCCGGGUGCUGGUGAACGACGCCUUCCUGGCCUCGCUGCUCCAGGACCGCCUGGGUCCGCAGCUCCCGCAGGUCCUGGACGGGGGCCGCCUGCUGCAGGUGAACCCCAACUUCCGGCUGGUGCACUACGAGACGGGGGGGCGCCACUCCACCCACAUCGACGGCCGGGAGCCGGUGCAGCCCCGGCGGGAUGAGGAGGCCAACGGCUGGGUGCAAUCGCGGCUGACGAUGCAGGUCUACCUGAACAGCCACGGCAAGGACUUCGAAGGAGGCGAGUUCGCCAUUGUGGACGCGGAAGAAGAGGGCGGGGAGGUCCGGGUGAAGCACACGGUGCGGCCCAGCGCGGGGGAUGUGGUGCUCUUCUAUCAGGAGCGGUUGGAUCCCCCGUCCCAGUGCCCGCCCUAUGAGCUGCAGCAUCAGGGCAACGACGUGACCUGGGGCGAGAAGUUCGCGUGCCGCACCAUGGUGGACUACAUCUUCCCGGACGAGGAGACCGCAAGGCUCAGCAACGUUAAGGACGACACCAUGUUCUCCAGCAACGGCGCUUCACCGUCAGUCCUCGCAAUUGGCAACACCAUCAUCGACACCAUGCUCACCAUCUCCCACAUCCCCAUCGACGAGAAGAUCCACGUGCGGAGCAAGCAGACCUACGUGGGGGGCCAGGGGGCCAACGCAGCGCAGGCCAUGGCGCAGCUGGGUCUGCGCGUGGCGUUUCUCACGCGGCUGGGGGACGACGUGGAGGGCCAGACGGCGCUGCAGGCGUACGAGGGCCUCGACAUGGACCUCCGGCACGCGUUGGUUGUGCCCGGUGCACAGACCAGUGUGGCGACGGUACUCGUGGCCAGCGACGAGGAGCGCCACCGCAGCUGCCUGAUCCACGAUGAUAAGAACUUGAUGGAGGCCUGCGGCCAGGAGAAGGUGGAGGCAGCCAUUCAGCGCCUCAGGUCCGGCCACUUCAGCGCGGUGUACACGGACGGCUGGCAGCUGGACAUGGCGCUUCCCAUUUGCCGGGCUGCCAAGGAGCUGGGGGUGCCCAUCGUGGCGGACAUCGAGGCGAUCUCCCAGAAGACCAUGGAGCUCGCGGAGCUCAGCACCGUGCUCAUCGCCAGCGGCAUCUACGUGAAGAUCCUGGCCGGCAUGCCGGACCUGGUGGUGUCCCUGCAAAUGCUGGCGUCCCCCACGCGGACCGUGAUCGCCACCUUGGGGGCAAAAGGGUCCCUCGGGCUGGUGGGCGACGGGGAGGUGAUCUUUGUGCCGGCGCUGGAGGUGGAUGUGCAAGACACCACCGGAGCGGGGGACACCUACCACGCGGGCUACGCGGUGGCCUUCCUCAGAGGCCAGGGCCUGGAAGAGGCCAUGACCUUCGCGACGACGGCAGCGGCCGCCAAGUGCACCACGCCAGGCCCCGCAGUGACGCUGGCGGCGUUGCAGCGCUUCGGCCUGGCGCCGAGCUGA
Molecule: messenger RNA, 1947 nt
Organism: Effrenium voratum
Lineage: Eukaryota; Dinophyceae; Suessiales; Symbiodiniaceae
Source: the annotation of a GenBank genome assembly